AUGUCAUCAAUUCUCCGCCAAAUAGUCGCAGGUCCAAGACAACAACACCCAGAAGCAGGACUAGAUCUCUGCUACGUCACAGACAAUGUCAUUGCAACCUCCGGUCCAUCAGCAACAUAUCCACAGCGCGCUUAUCGCAACCCACUAGAUGCACUAGUCAACUUCCUGGACACUAAACAUGGCGCGGAAUGGUGCAUCUGGGAAUUUCGCGCCGAAGGCACAGGAUAUCCAGACUCAGAAGUCUACGGGCGCAUCCACCAUUUCCCCUGGCCAGACCACCACCCACCGCCAUUCGCGCAUAUUCCCAACAUAGUGGGCAGCAUGCGAAACUGGCUACAUCGACUAGACGAAAAAAAGUCACCAGGCACGGACACCGACAAAAAUGGACGGGUCGCCGUUGUACACUGCAAAGCAGGCAAAGGGCGCAGCGGGACGAUCGCAUGUGCAUACUUGAUCAGUCAGGAAGGGUGGAAGAAGGAAGACGCGCUGCAGCGGUUUACGGAUCGACGCAUGCGGGUUGGAUUCGGGAACGGCGUUAGCAUCCCCAGCCAGCUGCGAUAUGUUGACUACAUCGAUAAAUGGGCAAACAAGAUGGGGAAGCAAUAUGUCGAGCGGCCGGUGGAGAUCCUAGAGGUUCAUAUCUGGGGGUUGAGGGAUGGGGUUAAAGUUGCGGUGGAGGGGUAUGUGGAUGAGGGGAAGAAGAUUAAGUGUUUCCAUAUGUUUCAUCGGAAUGAGCGUACCAUCGUUGAAGAUGGGAGCUCGAUGUCUGAGGAACAAGAGGCUGGCAAGGGGAGCAAUAUCGCCAAGCCAAAUCCCGACUCCGACCCCAAGAUCGAGAACCCAGUCCCUUCGUCUGCGACCUGGUCCCCGGUAUCAGGAUCUGAUCCCUCUGCGGGUCGGAGUAUCUCGGCAAUGAUCUUCAAACCCAACAAGCCAAUCAUUGUCCCCACCUCGGAUGUGAACAUUGAUUUCGAGCGCCGCAGCAAAGCAUCCUACACCGGUUUUGCGAUGGUAACCUCCGUCGCGCACGUAUGGUUCAAUCCCUACUUCGAAGGCGGAGCUGAGCACGACUCGGGCGUUUUCGAGACCGAAUGGGACGCGAUGGACGGGAUUAAGGGGAGCGUGAGGAAGGGGAUUCGGGCGCUAGACAAGCUGAAAAUUGUAUGGCGAUAUCCUACAGCGGAGACAUUAGAAGCUAGUGCAGCUGGCAAGCACAAGGGGAAAGGGAAGAAGAGCGAGGAUAUCGCGCCGGUAACGGGAAGACCGAUCAGUGAGCCCAAACCCGGUGAUCCUAUCCAUGAAAGCGAGCCGCCUGAUUGGCGGGGACUACCGCAGGGAGAUAAGAAGGAGAAUCGGCGUCCUUCUGGGAGUUCGCAGAAAAGCACUGCUACGAGUAUUUCAGACAAGACUAAGGAGUUGGGACAUGCGCUGGAGAAGGAACUUGGACUGCGGAAGCAGACGGGUGAUAGUCCGGAUGUUAGUCAUGCUAGGAGUGAUGAGACGAGCACUACUACCGAUGAUGAGUCCCGGAAGGUCGAAGUUAAGAAGGUAUAUAGUGCAGGGCUUGAGGGGGUGAAGACGGAUGCGAAGAAUGGGGGGAGAGCAAAGUAA
Messenger RNA from Penicillium vulpinum, 1611 nucleotides. Its product is annotated as putative phosphatidylinositol-3,4,5-trisphosphate 3-phosphatase. Gene Ontology annotation, biological process: phosphatidylinositol dephosphorylation; phosphatidylinositol 3-kinase/protein kinase B signal transduction; cell motility. Lineage: Eukaryota; Fungi; Ascomycota; Eurotiomycetes; Eurotiales; Aspergillaceae. Gene Ontology annotation, molecular function: protein tyrosine phosphatase activity; phosphatidylinositol-3,4,5-trisphosphate 3-phosphatase activity; protein tyrosine/serine/threonine phosphatase activity. Gene Ontology annotation, cellular component: plasma membrane; nucleus; cytosol. The coding region runs from base 1 to 1611 and encodes 536 amino acids. The transcript has 3 exons. The record is from RefSeq and is a predicted model, not a curated record.